This is a messenger RNA of Menidia menidia (Atlantic silverside), 1236 nucleotides long. The record is from the annotation of a GenBank genome assembly. NCBI's taxonomy places the organism in Eukaryota, Metazoa, Chordata, Actinopteri, Atheriniformes, Atherinopsidae.
AUGCUGAUCCUCUAUCAGUACGUGGCUCCCGGGGUGAUCAAUUUCGGCUCCCCGCACGGCUAUUUCACGGAGGAAGACGAGGGGGACAUCUUCCCCACUCCGGACCCCCACUACGUGAAGAAAUACUACUUCCCCGUCAGGGACCUGGAGAGGACGAUCGAUUUCCAAAUCAAAGGGGAGGACGUGAUCGUGUUCUUGCACAUCCAGAAGACCGGCGGGACUACCUUCGGCCGGCACCUGGUCCAGAAUGUGCGCCUGGAGGUCCCCUGCGACUGCAGACCCGGGCAGAAGAAGUGUACCUGUUACCGGCCCAACCGCAAGGAGACCUGGCUCUUCUCCCGGUUCUCCACCGGCUGGAGCUGCGGCUUGCACGCGGACUGGACGGAGCUGACCAACUGCGUGCCGGGGGUCCUCAACAAGAAGGAGAACAAGCAGAAAAAUCUGAGAAAGUUCUACUACAUCACUCUCUUGAGGGACCCCGUGUCUCGCUACCUCAGCGAGUGGAGGCACGUGCAGCGGGGGGCCACGUGGAAAACCUCUCUGCACAUGUGCGAUGGACGGACCCCCACGCCGGAGGAGCUGCCGUCCUGCUACGAGGGCUCUGACUGGUCGGGGUGCACCCUGCAGCAGUUCAUGGACUGUCCGUACAACCUGGCCAACAACAGACAGGUUCGCAUGUUAGCAGAUCUGAGUCUCGUGGGCUGCUACAACAUGUCGACGGUUCCAGAGAAGAAGAGGGCUCAGCUUCUGCUGGAGUCAGCCAAGAAAAACCUGCGAGACAUGGCCUUCUUUGGCCUCACCGAGUACCAGAGGAAAACCCAGUUCCUCUUUGAACGAACCUUCAGGUUGCGCUUCAUCAGGCCAUUCAUGCAGUACAACAGCACCCGGGCUGCGGGGGUGGACCUGGACAACGCCACGAUCCAGCGUAUAGAGGAGCUGAACGAACUGGACAUGGAGCUCUACGACUACGCCAAGGACCUGUUCCAGCAGCGCUACCAGUACACCCGGCAGCAGGAGAAGCGGCAGCAGCGCAUCAAGAACCACAUGCAGCAGAGCCACCUGGGCCUGGGGGUCAGCCUGUGGCCCUCCCGCAGCCGGCAGGGCAUGGCGUCCACACUGGAGGAGGACGGGGAGAGAGAGGAGCGGGAGGACGGGGAAGAGGGCGGCAGAACGGAGGAGGCGGGCAGCCGGCUCCCUACCGAGGACUACAUGAACCAGAUCAUCAACCGCUGGUAG